UACAUUCAACGAUUUAUCAUGGCUUCUUACACUCCAAUGUGUUUGGUCUUCUUGACAAUUUUAAUCAGUCAUCCAAUCAUCGGAAUUCAAGUAUACGAACAACCGGAAUUCAAAUCAUCUCGUACUGUUGAAUCAGAUAAUGGUGCACAAUUAAAAAGUACUGUCUUAGUUAGACAAUUUAUAAUGGGAGGUGGUGCUCAUAUUUCUGGUUCUACCAAUGGCUUCGGUCAUGGCCAAGCUGGAGCAUCAGGCAUCGGUAGUGGUUCAUCUCAUGGAUUUGGCCAAGGACAAGGUUUCAGUAGUGCAUCUAAUAGUGGUGCAGGUGCUUUAGGAGCAAGCUAUUCGAAUAGCAAUAAUGAAGGAUUUGGGAACGGAGAAGCUGGAAGUGGUAAUGGAUUCGGAAGUGGGUCUGGUAACGGAAAUGGAUUUGGCGAGGGAAGUGGAAUAGGAAUUACUGGUUCGGGUGGUGGUUUUGGGGGAGGUAGUGGAUUUGAAGGUACUUCUUCUGGUAGUGGUGAACAAGGUUUUGGAGGAGGGAAUGGUCAAGGCGCGACUGGAAAUUUUGGUAAUGGUGGAGUAUCAGGGGGUAGUCUCGUAAAUGGAAUGGGUAGUGGUAAUGGAGCCGCAUUUGGUAGUGGCUUCAAUUCAGGUAAUGGUGGUAGCUCAGGAGCUGUAACUGGAAAUGGAUUUGAGUCUGGUAGUGGAAAUGGGUUUGAGUCUGGUAACGGAAAUGGAUUUGGUUCUGGUAACGUAAAUGGAUAUGGGUCUGGUAACGGAAAUGGAUUUGGUACUUCUGGUACAAGUGGUGGUUUUGGGGGAGGUAGUGGAUUUGGAGGUACUUCUUCUGGUAGUGGAGGACAAGGUUUUGGAGGAGGUAAUGGUCAAGGGGCGACUGAGAAUUUUGGCAAUGGUGGAGUAUCAGGGGGUAGUCUCGUAAAUGGAAUGGGUAGUGGUAAUGGAGCCGCAUUUGGUAGUGGCUUCAAUUCAGGUAAUGGUGGUAGCUCAGGAGCUGCACCAGUAAAUGGAUUUGGGUCAGGUACUGGUGGUACAUAUGGAAAUGGAUUUGGUUCAGGUACUGGUGGUACAUCUGGAAAUGGAUUUGGGUCAGGUACUGGUGGUACAUCUGGAAAUGGAUUUGGUUCAGGUGCUGGUGGUACAUCUGGAAAUGGAUUUGGGUCAGGUACUGGUGGUACAUCUGGAGUAGCAUCUGGAAAUGGCUUUGUGGCAGGUAAUGGCGGAGGUGGAUUUGGAGGUGGAUUUGGAGGUGGACAAGGUAAUGGAUUUGGAAAUAGUCAAGUAGCAGGAUUUGGGGAAGGUUUUGGGUCAGGAACAGGGGAAGGUUACGAAGAAGGCGAAGGAUUUGGUUCUGGAGCUACAUUCAAUGGUGGUUCUGGAAACUUACAAGCUCAAAAUCAAGUAUCUCAAUUAGGAAGUGGUGCAGGUGGUCAAGGUGGUGGGUCAUCAGGAGGAGGUAUUGGAUUUGGUUUUGGUGGAUCUGGAAACGGAGAUUUCGAUAUAAAAAAAUGAAAAAUAUUUUUGUACUUAAUUAUAUUUUAAUUUAUCAACUCUCUGUGUAUUCAAUAAAUAAUAUUUAAUAAAUUCUAUUUAUAUACUUUAAGAUUAUUUUAGUAUCUGGAAACAAAGAUUUUGAUAUAAAAAAAUGAAAAAUAUUUUUGUAAUUAUAUUUUAUUUAUCAACAUAUUUAUUUAAUUUAUCAGCUCUCUGUGUAUUCAAUAAACCAUAUUUAAUAAAUUCUAUUUAUAUACUUUAAGGUUAUUUUAGUAUCUGGAAACAAAGAUUUUGAUAUAAAAAAAUUAAAAAUAUUUUUGUUAUUAUAUUUUAUUUUUCAACAUAUUUAUUUAAUUUAUCAACUCUCUGUGUAUUCAAUAAACCUUAUUUAAUAAAUUCUAUUUAUAUACUUUAAGAUUAUUUUACUGUAGUUAUUAAAGAUUAAGUUUGUAAACUCGCAUAAGUAACAUACAAGUUAAAAUUUGAUGUAAACAUAAUAUAUUUAUAAACUCAUGAUUAAAAAUUUAAAAA
Metopolophium dirhodum (rose-grain aphid) is the source of this 2040-nucleotide messenger RNA. RefSeq lists its product as uncharacterized. Lineage: Eukaryota; Metazoa; Arthropoda; Insecta; Hemiptera; Aphididae. Bases 19 to 1527 code for a protein of 502 amino acids. The transcript has 2 exons. The record is from RefSeq and is a predicted model, not a curated record.